CCAGUUUGGGGCCAGGAUAUAAAUCACCCGGGCAGGGCAGAGAGGAGCCGAGGUGGGACACGGAGCUCUGGGUGUGAUCCGAAGCUUCUCUCCUCCUUCUCCUCCAUUCCCGGGAUUCCCAUGGCGACUCCUUCCCAGAAAAGGAGCACCCGCGGGGGGGCUUCGGGGACCCCCUUAUCCCCGACCCGCAUCACCCGUUUGCAGGAAAAAGAGGAUUUGCAGGAGCUCAACGAUCGCCUGGCUGUCUACAUCGAUAAAGUCAGGUCCUUGGAGUUGGAAAAUGCGGGAUUGAGGCUCCGGAUCACGGAAUCCGAGGAAGUGGUGAGCAGGGAAGUGUCGGGCAUCAAAGCCGCUUACGAGUCGGAGCUGGCAGAUGCCAGGAAAACCUUGGAUUCGGUGGCCAAGGAAAGAGCUCGGCUGCAGCUGGAGCUCAGCAAAGUCCGGGAAGAGCACAAGGAGCUGAAAGCUCGGAAUGCCAAGAAGGAAGGGGACCUCCUGACAGCCCAGGCACGCCUCAAGGAUGUGGAAGCUCUGCUGAAUUCCAAGGAAGCUGCUCUGUCCACAGCCCUGAGCGAGAAGAGGAACUUGGAGACAGAAGCGAGGGACCUGAGGGGACAAGUGGCCAAGCUGGAAAGUGCCUUAAAUGAAGCCAAGAAGCAGCUGCAGGAUGAGAUGCUGCGGAGGGUGGAUGCUGAGAAUCGUCUGCAGACCCUGAAGGAGGAGCUGGAAUUCCAGAAAAAUAUCUACAGCGAGGAGCUGCGUGAGACCAAACGUCGCCACGAGACCCGUUUGGUGGAGAUUGACAACGGGAGGCAGAGGGAAUUUGAGAGCAAACUCUCGGAAGCUCUCCAGGAACUGCGGAGCCAACACGAGGCUCAGAUCCGACUGUACAAAGAGGAACUGGAAAAAACCUACGGAGCAAAGCUGGAGAAUGCCAAGCAAUCAGCUGAGAGGAACAGCAACAUGGUGGGUGCUGCCCACGAGGAGCUGCAGCAAACCCGGAUCCGCAUCGACAACCUCUCCUCCGAGGUCAGCCAGCUGCAGAAGCAGUUGGCUGCCAAGGAAGCGAAACUCCAUGACCUGGAAGACAUCCUGGCCAGGGAAAGGGAAAGCAACCGGAGGCUCCUCUCGGAUAAGGAGAGGGAAAUGGCUGAGAUGAGGGCAAGGAUGCAGCAGCAGCUGGAUGAGUACCAGGAGCUCCUGGAUAUCAAGUUGGCCUUGGAUAUGGAGAUCAAUGCCUAUAGGAAGCUCCUG
This is a messenger RNA of Calypte anna (Anna's hummingbird), 1254 nucleotides long. RefSeq names its product lamin A/C (gene LMNA). The transcript is spliced from 6 exons. Lineage: Eukaryota; Metazoa; Chordata; Aves; Apodiformes; Trochilidae. The annotation marks the transcript as partial. The record is from RefSeq and is a predicted model, not a curated record.